Messenger RNA from Ochotona princeps (American pika), 2120 nucleotides. It is a transcript of the gene FAAH2, whose product is annotated as fatty acid amide hydrolase 2. The record is from RefSeq and is a predicted model, not a curated record. The transcript is spliced from 11 exons. Bases 117 to 1715 code for a protein of 532 amino acids. NCBI's taxonomy places the organism in Eukaryota, Metazoa, Chordata, Mammalia, Lagomorpha, Ochotonidae.
AAUUCCGGACUUGUAAACUCAAGGAUUCCUAAGCACUUCUUUGCUUAGUCUAUUUCCUCAUUUGCUCAGGGUGAAGCAACACGCAAGCACUAGGACCUUGCGGAAUCCAGACGGCUAUGGCAUCUCGGUUCACAGCCCGUGUUCGGAUGCUGCUUCUGCAGGCUGUAGGUUUUCUAAUCGGCCUAGUAGGCCGAGCAGCUCGAGCUCUAGGCAGUCCUAAGUUUGACUCAAGGACCACCCGUCCCGUGACUGAACCAUUGCUACUUCUCUCGGGGGUGCAGUUGGCCAAGCUGAUCAGACAGAGAAAGGUGAAAUGUAUAGAUGUCAUUCAGGCUUAUAUCAACAGAAUCAAGGAUGUAAACCCAAUGAUCAAUGGAAUUGUCAAGUACAGGUUUGAGGCAGCUGAGAAGGAGGCUCAUGCUGUAGAUCAAAAACUAGCAGGUAAACAGGAAGAUGAAGCCACUUUGGAAAAGAAAUGGCCGUUUCUUGGGGUUCCUUUGACAGUAAAGGAAGCUUUCCAGCUACAAGGAAUGCCCAAUUCCUCUGGCCUUGUGAACCGCCGUGAAACCAUUUCCAAAACAGAUGCCACUGUGGUGGCAUUACUGAGGGAAGCAGGUGCCAUUCCCCUUGGAAUGACCAAUUGCAGUGAGUUGUGCAUGUGGUAUGAGUCUAGUAACAACAUCUAUGGUCGCUCCAACAACCCUUACGAUUUGCGGCGUAUUGUAGGUGGAAGUUCUGGUGGUGAGGGCUGUACCCUGGCUGCUGCGUGCUCAGUGAUUGGUGUGGGCUCCGAUAUUGGUGGUAGCAUUCGCAUGCCAGCUUUCUUCAAUGGAGUUUUUGGACACAAACCUUCCCCAGGUGUGGUUCCCAAUAAGGGUCAAUUUCCUGUGGCUGGGGGAGCACAGGAGAAGUUUCAGUGCACAGGUCCAAUGUGCCGCUAUGCUGAAGACCUGACCCCCAUGCUCAGAGUCAUGGCAGGACCUGGAAUAAAAAAGUUAAAACUAGAUGCAAAGGUACAUUUAAAAGACUUGAAAUUUUACUGGAUGGAGCAUGAUGGAGGCUCAUUUUUAAUAUCCAAGGUGGAUCAAGACAUCAUUGAAGCACUGAAAAAGGUUGUGGCUCACCUUGAAGAUGUUCUAGGAGCCUCAGUUCAACAUGUCAAAUUGAAACAAAUGAAGUAUUCUUAUCAAUUGUGGAUCACAAUGAUGUCAGCAAAGGGACGUAAUGGGGAGGAACCUAUAAAAUUUGUGGAUCUGCUUGGUGAUCAUGGAAAGCCUAUCAACCCUCUGUGGGAACUGAUCAAAUGGUGCAUGGGUCUGUCAGUUUACACUAUCCCUUCCAUUGGGUUGGCUUUGUUGGAGGAAAAACUCAAAUAUGACAAUGAGAAAUACAUAAAAUUUAAAGCAUUAGAAGAAAGUCUGCAUAAAGAGCUGGUGGAAAUGCUCGGUGAUGAUGGUGUGUUUUUAUAUCCCUCACAUCCUACAGUGGCUCCAAAGCACCAUGUUCCUCUGACAAGACCUUUCAAUUUUGCCUAUACAGGUGUCUUCAACGCCUUGGGCUUGCCUGUGACUCAGUGCCCAUUGGGUCUGAAUGCCAAAGGCCUUCCUCUAGGCAUCCAGAUUGUAGCCGGACCAUUUAAUGAUCACUUGACCCUGGCUGUGGCCCAGUACUUUGAGAAAUGUUUUGGGGGGUGGGUCUGCCCUGGAAAGUUUUAGAAGGACAUUCCUUAAAAACAAGUUGUGUGUAUGUGCGCUUGUGUGAAAUUACAUUCUAGCAGGCUGUAGAUAAAAAGCAAGUGGGGAAUUCAUCCACAGUUUCCAGUUAUACUUUUGAAUUUUUAUUUUCUGCACUAAUUAUGGUCCUAACUAAAAUGUGACUAUUUGAUUCCUGUCUUUACUUCACUGGAGAGUGCAGAAUUGUAAAUAGACAAAUGCAGUAUAGUUUCUUAUAUGCUGUAAUGAUAUCUAUUUUGUAUACAGGAAGGAGAUCAGAGGAGGGAAGACUUAUUGUUUUGAGAGAUGUUAAGAUACUUGUUAGAGUAGAUUAGUGCUUAAACUGUGACAAUCAUGCUUUCCAGGACGAUCAUGGUAUAAAGGAACUUCAGUUAGAAGAAGUAAAGU